AUGUCUACCAGGCAUGACACAACAGGCACUGGUAAGGGCUCGAGACAAGAACUUGAAGCCCUUCCAGUCGACGUGCUUCUGGCAAUACUCUCUGCGUCUCACAAUACAGACGACUUGUGCUCGAUCGUGCGCUCUUCUAGAGUAGUCUACGACGUGUUUCGAUCUGCAAAGCGGACUGUCCUGAUCAACAUCAUGGCUAGGGACCUUGGGUGGUCUGGUUUACUGACCGCCACCGCCGCGACUUUGAUAACUCCUAUAACGAUUCGACAUGGAGCUGGGGACGGGAAAGAUGCAGAGGGCGCCAUCAAACUUUACGAAUCAAUUUUACAUGGGGAUUGUGGGCUAUCGUUUGCACGGGGUCUUUCAGAGGUCGAAUUCGCGAAGCUCGUGGGAAUCAGCCGUGCUGUGCAGUUUGUUGUGGAUCAGUACGGCGCGACCAGACUUCCAAGACUGCGGGAGAUACACCCUGAUGCUGCACGGGAGCUGAACUUCCGUGAACGACAGCGGCUUGCGCAUGCUUUACUCCGACAUCAAGUUCUAGCAUCUAUACAGUCACUCGGCGCAAUGACAGCGGGAACAGUAAUCUACGAACAAUUACUUGAGAUCUUCCGGCCCUGGGAGAUUCAGCAAAUUACUGAUGCCCAUAGCUUCCUGCGUGCAAUGGCGUCAUUUGUGUUCCCCUCUUGCGAGCGAAUCCCGCGAAGCUUGUCGAGAGUCUACAUGACAGGGCGAGAGUGGUGGCGAGACUCGGACGAGCAAGAGGCGAUGAGUGAUCUGGGCGUGAUGCGUGAGAGAUUCCUCGAGAAAUUUGGGCAUAAAACCAUGGCAGAUUUAGAGAUGGGACUGGCCAUAUCUCAAGGGGAGCGGGAAGCAAGGCAUAAUAUGAUGCCUACGAGUUCCAACUUCCUUGCCGCGGGCCCACUGCCACAGACAAGCUCUAGUCAAGUCCCCGAGCAAUAUUGGAGCCUCCGGGACGAGAUAUACCAACGAGAGGAUGCUCUGCCUGGGCUGCUUGUAGUUGAAGACGACAAAGAUGGCAACCAAUCGGCUCCAUUUGCAUGGGUUGAUGGGCACCGUGGAAUUGAUUGCCAGCGAUGGGGGGAACAUUUGUUCCGAGAAACACUACAACCGGGACAGGGAAAUCUGACCUUCCUCCAGAUAAACUGGACUCGACUGAUUGUUCGCCAGUGGCGGUGGUUGGGCUUCAUGUUCUGGGACAGGGAGCGGGCAGAGUUACUCAAAUCCAAGCUACCAGAAUAUGCAACUGGUUGGCUUACAAGACCUCCGCCUUCUGACGAUAAUUUGUCCCUAGAGGAUCUUUGA
Clonostachys solani is the source of this 1323-nucleotide messenger RNA. The record is from the annotation of a GenBank genome assembly. Lineage: Eukaryota; Fungi; Ascomycota; Sordariomycetes; Hypocreales; Bionectriaceae.